This is a messenger RNA of Rhodamnia argentea, 1901 nucleotides long. RefSeq names its product adenosylhomocysteinase-like. Gene Ontology annotation, molecular function: adenosylhomocysteinase activity. NCBI's taxonomy places the organism in Eukaryota, Viridiplantae, Streptophyta, Magnoliopsida, Myrtales, Myrtaceae. Gene Ontology annotation, cellular component: cytosol. Gene Ontology annotation, biological process: L-methionine cycle. The transcript has 2 exons. The record is from RefSeq and is a predicted model, not a curated record. The coding region runs from base 100 to 1557 and encodes 485 amino acids.
UCGUCCUCUUUCUUCGCUCACUCACGCCAUUUCUCCUCCCCCUCUGUCUCUCUCUUUCGGCGGUUUGUGUUUCAGACAACAGGAAGACUGAGGAGGAAAAUGGCGUUGUCCGUGGAGAAGACCACCAGCGGCCGCCAGUACAAGGUCAAGGACAUGUCGCAGGCCGACUUCGGCCGCCUCGAGAUCGAGCUCGCGGAGGUCGAGAUGCCCGGCCUCAUGGCCUGCCGAUCCGAGUUCGGCCCCUCGCAGCCCUUCAAGGGCGCCAGGAUCACCGGCUCCCUCCACAUGACCAUCCAGACCGCCGUCCUCAUCGAGACCCUCUCCGCCCUCGGCGCUGAGGUCCGCUGGUGCUCCUGUAACAUCUUCUCCACCCAGGACCACGCCGCCGCCGCCAUCGCCCGCGACUCCGCCGCCGUCUUCGCCUGGAAGGGCGAGACCCUCCAGGAGUACUGGUGGUGCACCGAGCGGGCCCUCGACUGGGGCCCCGGCGGCGGCCCCGACCUCAUCGUCGACGACGGAGGCGACGCCACCCUCCUCAUCCACGAGGGGGUCAAGGCCGAGGAGGUAUACGAGAAGACCGGGAAGCUCCCCGACCCGGCGUCCACCGACAACGCCGAGUUCCAGAUCGUGCUGACCAUAAUCAGGGACGGGUUGAAGACCGAUCCCAAGAGGUAUCACAAGAUGAAGCAGAGACUUGUCGGCGUCUCGGAGGAGACCACUACUGGUGUCAAGAGGUUGUACCAGAUGCAGGCCAACGGGACUCUGCUAUUCCCUGCCAUUAAUGUCAAUGACUCUGUCACCAAGAGCAAGUUUGAUAACUUGUAUGGCUGCCGCCACUCUCUCCCUGACGGUCUGAUGAGGGCCACCGACGUCAUGAUUGCUGGUAAAGUUGGUGUGGUCUGUGGAUACGGAGACGUGGGCAAGGGCUGCGCUGCUGCCCUCAAGCAGGCUGGUGCUCGUGUCAUUGUGACUGAGAUCGAUCCCAUCUGUGCUCUCCAAGCUCUCAUGGAAGGCCUCCAGGUCCGAACCCUCGAGGAUGUUGUCUCCGAGGCUGACAUCUUUGUCACCACCACCGGCAACAAGGACAUCAUCAUGGUCGACCACAUGAGGAAGAUGAAGAACAACGCCAUCGUCUGCAACAUCGGUCACUUUGAUAACGAGAUUGACAUGCUCGGCCUGGAGAACUUCCCUGGUGUGAAGCGCAUCACCAUCAAGCCCCAAACUGACAGGUGGGUCUUCCCUGACACCAAGUCGGGCAUCAUUGUCUUGGCAGAGGGACGCCUCAUGAACUUGGGUUGUGCCACCGGCCACCCUAGCUUCGUGAUGUCCUGCUCCUUCACGAACCAGGUGAUUGCCCAGCUUGAACUGUGGAAGGAGAAGUCCUCUGGCAAGUAUAAGAAGGAGGUCUAUGUCUUGCCCAAGCACCUGGAUGAGAAGGUGGCUGCUCUUCACCUUGGUAAGCUCGGUGCUAGGCUCACCAAGCUUACCAAGGAACAAGCUGACUACAUUCACGUCCCUGUUGAGGGUCCCUACAAGCCUGCUCAAUAUAGGUAUUAAGCUGGUUCCCACGAAGAUUUUGCAGACGGCUCCGCCAUUUCUUUCUCAAUUCGAUUUCUCGGUAGAAUGGUGGGAUUCUUGUUAUUCGGGUUGGACGUUUUUCUGGAGGAGGAAGGUGAGCUGUUAAAUCGAUGGGACUAUGAGAGGUUCUAAGGUGGCCAUGAAUAAAGUUUGGAAGGCCUGUAGACUAUAUGUUGUAAGUGCUGCAAUUUAAUUUUGCUGCACGUGUUGUGCCAUUUAUCUCUAAGCUGAAAGGCUGACUUCUUUUUCUUUUUCUUUUCCUGGGGUGUCUGCUGACAAGAAGAAAGAAUAUAUGAUCCAAUCCGAUCGAUCCUGCUUUGUUU